AUGGCGGAAGCGGCUGCUGUUGACUACUCGCUCAACAACCCCGACACGCUCACCAAGUAUAAAACUGCGGCGCAGAUCGGCCAGAAAGUCCUCGAGGCUGUUUCGGGAUGGAUCACGGAGGGUGCCAAGGUCGUUGAGCUCUGUCAACGAGGUGACAAACUUCUGGACGAGGAGAUCGCAAAGGUCUACAAGGGCAAAAAGAUCGCAAAAGGCAUCUCGCACCCAGUCACCGUCUCGCCCAGCGACUAUGUCACUCCAUACACGCCCCUUGUCUCAGACGCCGAGGAGGCCGAAACCACACUGAAGGCGGGCGAGCCGGUCAAGAUUCAGCUUGGUGCUCAAAUCGACGGCUUCGGUGCCAUUGUCUGCGACACAGUCUUUGCACGAGCCAAGGGAGAUUCCGAGAAGACUCUAUCCGGACGGCAAGCCGACCUCGCACUGGCAACUCACUACGCGAACGAGCUGCUGCUUCGUCUCGUUGCUCCACCCGGACUGGUCGCUACAGGCACGGAGGAAGAGCAAAAGAAGGCACAAUCGCAGAAGCCAUACAGUCAGGCAAAGAUCACACAGCUGCUCGAGAAGGUUGUCAAGAGCUAUGACUGCAAUCUGGUGGAGAACACGACAUGCUGGCUCUUCGAUCGCAACGAGAUUGAGGGCAAGAAGAAGAUCAUCCUGGCACCGGGCGAGGGCGUGAAGGGAGAGGGCCUUGCGGAGGUCGGUGAAGUCUGGGGCCUGGAGAUCGGCGUGAGCACUGGAAACGGCAAAGUCAAGAGCUUGCCAAAGAGGACGACACUGCAUCGCAGGACUGCUACCACCUACGGACUGAAGCGACCCAGCUCGAGGGCCACUCUUUCGGAGAUCCAGAAGAAAUUCGGCACAUUCCCAUUCAGCUUGCGCCAGCUUGACAGUGAGAAGGACGCCAAGGUCGGUGUGAUUGAGUGCGUCCGCGGUGGUGUUGUUCGCGCAUACGAGCCUGCAGGCUCUACGGAUGGCGAGCCAGUGAGCCGUCUAUUCGAGACUGUCGCCAUCACCAAGAAUGGUGUGCAGAAGCUGUCAGCACCUCCAGCUGUGGAUAUCUCGCAGUGGCAAUCUGAUAAAAAGAUCACGGAUGAGGAAGUUCUGAAGAUCUUGGAGCUGCCCCUGAACAAGAACAGCACCAAGGCUAAGAAGCCAAAGAGCAAGAAGAAGAAGAUGGCCAAGAAGGCGGCUGCACCAAAGGCCGAAGAGGAGGAAGAGGAGUCGGAGGAGGAGAGCAGCGAUGAUGAAGAUGACGAGUGCAUACCACUGGCCGUGGCCGAGCAGUCCGAUCUGAAAACAAUGCCCAGCACGGCAUCUGCCACACCUCAAGUCGAGCGCAACCCCUCCACACAACGCAGCGGCAGUAAUUCAAGCAAGGUCGCGCCCCAUGACAGGGCGAAGGAGAAGACCUUUAUGGACCGCUGGGUAGAGCCGUCGCUCGCUGCGCCCAAGGCCUCGUACGAAGAUCAUGGCGCGGCGCCAUACGGCGUGCUGGAGCACAUGCAACCACUAGGCGAGUUGCCCAAUACAAAGGUCAAGCAGAGAGUGAAAGGAGAAGGGGCACGUAAAUCUGUACUGGGGCGAAGCUCUGCCGCUGUAGGCGGAGACGUGCAGAGCACUCCUGAAGGGACACCAGCACCAGGAGCCAGCACACCGCAGCCUACGGACCCGGCGCCUUCGCGUCCGAUCGUGGUUGAUGACGAAAAGGACGAUGACUACGCGCCUGGGAAGCAUGGCAAGAAGAAAGAGCGAUCUGCGCGACCGCGAGCUGUGAAGCGAAAGAGUGAACCCUCAGAAUCUGCUACUCCUGCCCCAGCGCCCCCCUCUGCUGGCGCGACCAGGAAGAAGGCCGCUGCCGCUACGACUCAUCGAGUACCACAAUAUGCGUACGAUGUCGAUAAGCUCAAGCGAGUGGUUGAAGCCGCCAAAGCACGUGCAAUCGAGGUCGGCAAGCCCGACCUCGCGGAUGCUGUCAACGAAAUUUACGAACAAAGCCAACUGGACAAGAAUCUUCGCGUCCUACUUGAGGCUAUCUUGACACAAAAUGCCACGCAAGCUCAAAAUACCGAGUUCCAGGAUUAUGUACGCGCUGCCAAAAAGAAGCUGAAGGACGCCAAGAACAAGGCACGGCAAGCCGCAGCAAAACCAACCGAAACACAGCAGGCUCGAGCGGCCGCCUAUUCACCCGCCAAAAGUCUCACUCUGCAGCCUGCACACUCCUCGACAGCACCUGAAGCUUCUACUGCAGUGCCAUCUACCGAAUACCUCGAACCAAUGAAGCCCAAAAUCUCUCUCAAAGUCAAGUCGCCCAUGAAAGAUCCCAGCCGGCGUCGUUCAGGCAACGGCAAGAUGUCAAUCUCACCGAGGAAGCGCUCGGGUAGCGUUGGUAGUGACUCGUCGCUCACAUCGCUUACCUCGAAUGAAGAUGACGGCGAGGAAGAGGUCAACUCGCCAGCUCGGCCGACCAGCAGCUUUGCCGGACCCUCGUCGAGAGUCAACGGCCUCCAAGGUAAGGACCAUGCUGCAGAGCGUGGCUCUUUGGCAGCCCCCAGUAAUGCCGUCAAACGGUCCUCUGCGGACGCCUUCGAUGAUGAGGGCGAGCGUGCUCUGGCCGCCAAAAAGCAGAGGCUCAGGGAGGGCAUCGAACGCGAUUUCGAGUACCAAGAAAGCAGUAUCCGCCCUGCUCUGUCGCAACCACGGUCACGCUUGCACCGUGUAAAAGAUGGGGCUCUCGCACCACCAUCGCUCCGGUUGGAGUUACACGGCAACCGCGCAGCAAGUGCUCGAGGAAGCCGAGCAGUGUCCAACGACAUUGACUCGCCAUUGUCUGACUUGUCACCAGUAAACUCCAGGCAAAGUACACCCAGGUUUAACAAGCCGGUGCCGAAGCUCACAGGGAAGAGAGCGAAGACCAAGCAGUCACCAGAGAAGCGACAGUUGGCAGCCCACAGUGGCAUUUCUGGCGCUGGUGGCGCAGGGAGAAACAGUCCAAUCGGGGAUGAUGACAACGAAAUGCGAUCCGAGAACAACGACUUCUGCUCAGCCUGUGGCGGUUCCGGCUUUCUCCUUUGCUGCGAUGGGUGCGACCGGUCGUUCCACUUCACCUGUCUAGAUCCGCCGCUCAGCGAGGAAGCAAAGGAACUCGACGAGCCAUGGUACUGCUACAUCUGCGUUGCGAGAAAACCGAUUUCUGCCGAUUACCCAGAGAAGAAAGCCCCAACCGGCCUGUUUGCGCCACUGCUUGCUGGCCUCAAGAAGUCCAAUCCCAAGACCUUCGACUUGCCGGAGCCCAUCAAGAACUAUUUCGAGGGUGUCAGUGCAGAUCGCAAUGGCGCUUUUGCAGAUGCCUUGAGUGGCAAGCCGACACGUAAUCGACCUGGGUACUCUGAUGAUCAGCCUGAUUAUCACAGACUGCGCGACAGCAAAGGCAAUCUUGUACUGUGCUACCAAUGCGGGCACUCUUCUCAACAGAUUGCCGGCACGAAGCGCGCCAUCGUGACCUGCGAUCACUGCCAACAGCACUGGCAUUUGGACUGUCUGAAUCCACCUCUUGCGAACCCCCCUGCGCUCAAUCAGAAUGGGAAGAAGGUGCAUGACUGGAUGUGCCCACUACAUGUCGACCAGGAGCUGCGCAAAGUCGACGUCUCGUCGCUGCAGCGACGCAGAGAGGUGGACGCCCAAACUUCCAACCGUCGCAGAAUCCAUGUCCGAAAGCCGAAAAAUCCGGUCGUCGCUGACACCGCUCUUACUCGCGGACAUCGCAAUAACGGCAUUAUUGAGGUGCUUGAGGAUGAGUCCGAUGCAUCUGACUCGGAUUUCUACGACCACGACGAUGGGCCGAUGGUGUACAAGCUGCCUGCCCAUGGCAUCAAGCUUGAUUUCAUCGACAAAGUCAAGGAUACGCGCGUACAAGAACUUCGCGACGAGCGGGCAUACAAGCGGCGCAGAGCCAACAUCCCUAACGACACGCCCAGCACGCUGGCACAAGCCAAUUUCGCGAAGCGCCCCUUCAACGAACAGCAAGUCGCACUCAACCUCGCACAACUCGCGAGAGAGAAUAAAGAUCUGGGACUGGGUGAAGACCAGGUGCAGAAUCUCGUUGGUGCUCUGAUCGCUGAAGCCCCCUCUGCCGUGGUUGAGGAAAUCAUGGCGGCCGAGGACGCCGAGAAGACCAAGUCUGCACCUUCGGUGGCGCCACCGUCACCACCAGCAAGCGAGCAGACUACCGAGCUCUCUGCUGAACAACGCAAGGAACUACUGAUUUUGCAAGAGUUAAUACGAAGAAGAUUGGAGAAUUCGAAAACCUGA
Molecule: messenger RNA, 4326 nt
Organism: Cercospora beticola
Lineage: Eukaryota; Fungi; Ascomycota; Dothideomycetes; Mycosphaerellales; Mycosphaerellaceae
Biological process (GO): regulation of transcription by RNA polymerase II
Cellular component (GO): Rpd3S complex
Source: RefSeq, a predicted model, not a curated record